This is a messenger RNA of Microthlaspi erraticum, 1212 nucleotides long. NCBI's taxonomy places the organism in Eukaryota, Viridiplantae, Streptophyta, Magnoliopsida, Brassicales, Brassicaceae. The record is from the annotation of a GenBank genome assembly.
AUGAGUUUGUUCUGUAAUUCGGUUGAGACCCUUUUCCCAAAACCCUUUCUUCCCCUAAAAUCUCACUUCUUUCCCUUCUCCGAUUCAAAAUUCCGAAACCCCAAUUUCGCCGGAUUCCCGCGUCCUCGUCGUCGUCAAUCGCCAAUCAAAUCAUGCCUUAAAUCGGCAUCUUCGUCGGAAAUCGAUAUGGUGAGGAACAAAGAAGGCGUAUUCGCUCCAAAGGAGAAGAAAGUAGUCGUCUUGUGGGACCUCGACAACAAACCGCCUCGCGGUCCACCGUACGAAGCAGCGACGGCUCUCCGACGAGUCGCGGAGAAACUCGGCCGAGUCGUCGAGAUCUCCGCUUACGCGAAUCGCCACGCUUUCAUCCAUUUACCUCACUGGGUCGUCGAGGAGCGCCGCUCGAGGAGGAAUCUCGACUUCGCGGAGCGGAAAGGAGAAGUGAUCCCGAUCGAUCCUUACAUCUGCGGCGUGUGCGGCCGGAAAUGCAAAACGAAUCUCGAUCUGAAGAAGCAUUUCAAGCAGCUUCACGAGCGAGAGAGGCAGAAGAAAGUGAAUCGGAUGAGAUCUCUGAAAGGGAAGAAACGCCAGAAGUUUAAAGAGCGAUACGUUUCCGGGAACGAGAAGUAUAACGAGGCGGCGAGGAGGUUGCUAACGCCGAAAGUGGGAUACGGGCUCGAAGCGGAGCUCCGGCGAGCGGGUGUUCAGGUGAGAACCGUGGAGGAUAAGCCUCAGGCGGCGGAUUGGGCGGUGAAGAGGCAGAUUCAGCAUUCGAUGACACGUGGCAUCGAUUGGUUGGUUCUGGUUUCGGAUGACAAGGAUUUUGCCGUUAUGCUGAGGAAAGCGAGAGAGGCUGAUCUAGGGACGAUGGUGGUUAGUGAUCGGGAUAGAGCUUUAGGACGGCAUGCUGAUUUGUGGGUGCCUUGGAUUGGAGUGGAGAAUGGAGAGAUCGGAGAGGCGGAUUUGGUUCCGGGGAAGAGACGGCGGUUGGAGGAGGAGGAGGAGGAGGGUGGAUUUGGCGGCGGAGAUGGGUUGUUUUCGUUGGCUUAUGAUGAGAAUGAUGGUGAGACGGGAGAGAUGAAGGUGGAGAGUGAUGGGUUUGGGAGGUUUAAUGUGUCUGCGUUUGCAGAAGAUGAAUGGGUUGAGGAUGAAGAAGACGACUUUGCGUUGAGUGAUAGUGAUGAUAGUGAUGAUGAUGAGCUUAGCUUCUGA